Molecule: messenger RNA, 2351 nt
Organism: Ilex paraguariensis (yerba mate)
Lineage: Eukaryota; Viridiplantae; Streptophyta; Magnoliopsida; Aquifoliales; Aquifoliaceae
Source: the annotation of a GenBank genome assembly
CCUCUAUCUCUCUUCCCCCCACGUUCAGGUUCGGGCCGAGACGACCAGCGACUGGCUUUAUCGAAAGGAUGGAUCCUACGCGAGCUUUUGUCAAGAAUGUCAAGCGUGUUGUUAUCAAGGUAGGAACUGCUGUGGUCACAAGAGAUGAUGGAAGACUGGCAGUUGGCAGAGUUGGAGCUAUUUUUGAGCAGCUUGAAACGUUGAACUCUCGAGGCUUUGAGAUAAUUUUAGUGACCUCAGGUGCUGUUGGAGCUGGCCGCCAAAGGCUAAAAUACAGGAAACUGAUUCACAGCAGUUUUGCUGAUCUCCAAAAACCACAAGUUGAACUAGAUGGAAAGGCAUGUGCAGCUGUUGGGCAGAAUGGUCUAAUGGCACUUUAUGACAAUUUAUUUAGCCAGCUGGACGUGACCUCUUCUCAACUUUUAGUAACAGAUAAUGAUUUUAAGAAUGCGGAUUUCAGAGUGCAACUUUCUGAAACAGUGAAUACAUUGUUAUCUUUCAGAAGCAUACCUAUUUUUAAUGAAAAUGAUGCAAUUAGCACCAGGAAUGAUCCCUACGAGGAUUCUUCCGGUAUAUUUUGGGACAACGAUAGUUUGGCAGCGCUACUAGCUGUGGAACUAAAAGCUGACCUUCUUAUCUUGUUAAGUGACGUAGAAGGCCUGUAUAGUGGCCCUCCAAGUGAUCCACGCUCAAAACUAAUCCAUACAUAUGUAAAACAUAAACAUCAGGGAGUGAUUACAUUUGGAGAUAAGUCAAGGGUUGGAAGAGGGGGAAUGGAUGCAAAAGUAAAAGCUGCUGUUAAAGCAGCUUAUGCUGGUACCCCCGUUAUCAUUGCCAGUGGAUUUGCCACAGAUAACAUCACAAAGGUACUAAACGGAGAAUGUAUUGGGACCCUCUUUCAUGAGGAUGCACAUUCAUGGAUUCCUCCUACCGAAGUUGGUGCACGGGAGAUGGCAGUUGCAGCACGGGAAUGUUCCAGAAGACUUCAGGGCCUACCUUCACAAGAUAGAAGAAAAAUUUUGUUGGAUGUUGCUGAAGCACUGGAGGCAAAUGAAAGUUUGAUCAUGAUUGCGAAUGAAACUGAUGUUGCCACUGCUCAGGAUGCUGGUUACAAUGAGUCAAUAGUAUCUCGCCUGGCCUUGAAGCCUGGAAAGAUAUCUGCUCUUGCAAAAUCUAUGCGUACACUUGCGGACGUGGAAGAACCCAUUGGUUCCAUCGUGAAGAGAACAAAACUUGCAGAUGGACUCAUCUUGGAGAAGACAUCAUAUCCUCUGGGUGUUUUGCUCAUUAUUUUUGAGUCUCGACCUGAUGCACUAGUCCAGAUAGCUUCAUUGGCAAUUCGGAGUGGGAAUGGCCUACUUCUGAAGGGAGGAAAAGAAGCAAAAUGCUCCAAUGCAGUCUUGCACAGGGUAAUUACUGCAGCCAUACCUGACACUGUGGGUGAAAAACUUAUUGGACUUGUGACUUCAAGAGAGGAUAUCCCUGACUUGCUAAAGCUUGAUGAUGUCAUAGAUCUUGUGAUCCCAAGAGGCAGCAAUAAACUUGUUUCUGAAAUACGAAAUUCUACAAAAAUUCCUGUUCUUGGUCACGCUGAUGGAAUUUGCCAUGUUUAUGUUGAUAAGUCAGCUGAUAUGGACAUGGCAAGGCGCAUUGUCUUGGAUGCGAAGACAGAUUAUCCUGCAGCGUGUAAUGCUAUGGAAACACUACUCGUACACCAGGAUUUGUCAACUAAUGGUGGGCUCUUGGAACUUGUUAAAACACUUGAACGUGAAGGCGUACAUGUGUAUGGUGGACCGAGAGCGAGUUCUCUGAUAGAUAUUGCAGAGGCUCAUUCACUUCAUCAUGAAUACAGUUCGAUGGAUUGCACAGUUGAAGUUGUCAAUAAUGUGCAAGCAGCCAUUGAUCAUAUACAUAAACAUGGAAGUGCCCAUACGGACUGCAUUGUUGCAGAAGACUGUGCAGUUGCUGAAGAUUUUCUUCAUCAAGUUGACAGUGCUGCAGUUUUUCACAAUGCAAGCACCCGAUUUUGUGAUGGAGCACGUUUUGGACUUGGGGCAGAGGUUGGGAUAAGUACUAGCCGGAUUCACGCUCGAGGUCCUGUAGGAGUUGAAGGACUGUUAACAACAAGAUGGAUUCUCCGAGGCAGUGGACAGGUGGUUGAGGGUGAUAAAGGGGUGGUUUACAGCCACGAGACCCUUGCUCCCAAGUCAUAGUUACAUAGCAAAAGACUUAGUUUAGGACAGCCCCUCUUGUCCAUCACAGUUUUGUUGUUACCUAUUCAUGCCAACAAUUGUUUCGGACCAGUAUCUGUUGAGAAUCUAACUUAAGUAGGGCUGACGGACUGAGUUUAA